Molecule: messenger RNA, 2340 nt
Organism: Penicillium odoratum
Lineage: Eukaryota; Fungi; Ascomycota; Eurotiomycetes; Eurotiales; Aspergillaceae
Product: transcription factor TFIIIB subunit BRF1
Exons: 3
Coding region: 1-2340 (779 amino acids)
Biological process (GO): DNA-templated transcription initiation; transcription by RNA polymerase III; transcription preinitiation complex assembly
Cellular component (GO): nucleus; transcription factor TFIIIB complex; transcription preinitiation complex
Molecular function (GO): RNA polymerase III type 3 promoter sequence-specific DNA binding; RNA polymerase III general transcription initiation factor activity; TBP-class protein binding
Source: RefSeq, a predicted model, not a curated record
AUGUCGACCUCAAAUUCCACACGGAUCACCGUGGCUCCCCGCAAGCCUCGAGCCCCAAUUGGUCGUUUAGCCAGCCUAAAACCCCAAGGCUCAACAUCCAUUAAUCGUCCCCAAUCAAUUGGGCGUCACCAUGCUCCACGACCGACAACUCACCCAAAGACAACGAGUUGUCCAAAUCCGGGUUGUCCUGCUCCACAUAUCGUCGAAGAAGAAGGGCAGAAACUGUGUACCGGAUGUGGUACCGUCAUUGCCGAGUCAAACAUCGUGUCGGAAGUGACAUUCGGCGAAUCUUCUUCCGGUGCCGCUGUUGUUCAAGGUACUUUCGUUGGAGAAGGUCAAAGUCAUACGAGGAGCUUUGGUCCGGGCUUCCAACGAGGCGGUGGCAUGGAAAGUCGAGAACUGACGGAAGCAAACGGUAAUACAUGCAUAUCCCAGCUCGCGCGACCCUUGAACAUCCCCGAGAGUGCUAGCAAAGCUGCUGGGCAGGUUUUCAAACUUGCCGUUGGACUGAAUUUCAUCCAAGGUCGUCGAACCAAAAAUGUGGCAGCAGUUUGCCUUUACAUUGCUUGUCGUCGCCAGGCCGGAAAUACAGUCAUGCUGAUUGAUUUUGCUGAUAUUUUGAUGAUCAAUGUUUUUAAGCUUGGUCGAACGUACAAAGCCCUUCUUGACGAGCUUCGACUGGGCGGUAACGUCUUCCUGAUCAGCCCAAUUGACCCGGAAAGCUUGAUCUAUCGUUUCGCUAAGCAAUUGGAGUUUGGCCCGGCUACUAUGCGAGUCUCUGCGGAGGCUGUGCGCAUUAUUCAACGGAUGAAUCGUGAUUGGAUGACUAUUGGCCGACGGCCGGCUGGUCUCUGUGGAGCGGCUCUCAUUCUGGCAGCACGCAUGAACAAUUUCCGCCGAACAGUCCGUGAGGUUGUUUACGUUGUCAAAGUCACCGAGAUCACUAUCAGUCAACGCUUGAAUGAGUUUGGAUCGACAGAGAGCGGAGAUCUCACUGUAGAUCAGUUUCGAUCCGUGCAACUUGAGAACUCGCAUGAUCCCCCAGCUUUCACUCGAGCGAAGCAGGGUCACAAGUUCAGUCGAUCAGCGAAGAGGGCUGCAGAAACAGCAGCCGAUAUUGAAGAAGACUUGAUGAACGAGGCAGACUCGGUUCAGCCCAGGCGCGUCGAUGCAGAUGGUUUCGCAAUCCCGAAUAUUCCGAUUGAUCCUGCCUUGAUGCAGACUCAUCGGCGGACAUCUGUUAGCAAAGCAGUGAACGAUAUUCUCGAAGACACGAAGCUAGAAAUGGCCAAAAGGGAUGGGAAGGGCAAGGAUGCACGUCGGCCGUCUAUUCUCGCCAAUCCCACUCCACAGCAAAUCGCAUCUGAGGAUGCAUUAGAGGCAGAGAUGCAAAAGAUGCUGCAAAAGGGGUCGAACUUGGUUGACAGCGUCCCCCCGGAGCCAAAGAAGGUCAUCUCUGAUAGCGUUGAUAUUGAUGCUACUGAAUUUGAUGACGAUCCCGAAAUCGCCAAUUGCCUCCUCACCCCCGCAGAAGUCGACAUCAAAGAGCGCAUCUGGGUCACCGAGAACAAAGAAUACCUUCGUUUGCAACAGGAGAAGGCCAUGAAGCGUGCUUUUGAAGAGGCCAUGGGUGGCGGUACCACUCGCAAACCUCGCAAGCGACGCAAGGCUCGCAUGGGUGAUGUCACCUAUCUUGAGGGCCAGGACGGUGAGGGCCGUGGCUCUCGAGCAUCCACUCCGGCUGAGGCCACAAGACGCAUGCUAGAGGUGCGUGGAUACAGUAAGAAGAUCAAUUACUCUUUGCUGGACACAUUGUACGGUGGUCAAGAGGAGGGCGACGAUGCGGAAGCCAAACUGGAAAGUUUUAGCCGAAGCCGAAGCCGUAGCCGCAGCAUGAGCGUCGCAUCACGGCAAAGUCUUCCUCCUGCAGCCACACCUCGCCGCCGCAGAAAAGGUGCCGCCGUCAGAACCUCCCAUAACGCUACUACUCCUGUUCCCGAGUCACCCUCUAGAUCUGCUUCUAAGCCUGCCCCCAAGUCUACUCCUAUGUCUGCUCCUCAACCUACUCCUCCGGCUACUCAACCUACUCCCGUGCCUGCUCCUGUGUCUGCUUCCGCUUCUGUUCCCGAAUCCGCUCCUCAACCUACUCCUCCCCCUACAGCACCAGGGGUUUCAAACACAGACGAGAGUGCCAAGGAAGGCGAACCUGCUAGCGAACAGCCAGAUCCCGAUGACGUCGACGAGGACUACGGUGAUUAUGACGUGGAUGACCACCUUGAUGAAGCAUUCGCAGGGACCUAUGAAGAUGACUAUUACGAUGUUGGCAGUGAAUCAGACUAG